Messenger RNA from Cajanus cajan (pigeon pea), 1455 nucleotides. Its product is annotated as S-adenosyl-L-methionine-dependent methyltransferases superfamily protein. The record is from RefSeq and is a predicted model, not a curated record. Lineage: Eukaryota; Viridiplantae; Streptophyta; Magnoliopsida; Fabales; Fabaceae.
AAACCUAAAUCAAAUCAAAUCUAAAACCCUGUCAAUUAGCAUUCGUUAGGGUUUAUAUUAUUCCUCAUGUGGCCUAGAUCCCGAGCCGUUUCCGGCUGCCUCCGCCAUUUCUCGAAGGCGGUGCGGCGGCGCGCGGAGGACGAAGGUGACUGGCUCUACUCCUCCGAGUGGUGGGGCUCCGACUCCGAUGACGGUCACACUGUUCUCCGAUCAACUUCCGGCAAGGGAAACGGCGUCGUUUCUGUCCUUGCCUAUCCCUCCUCCAGACCCAGCAGAAUGCAUUGGUCAGGAAUGGAAAGGUGGCUGCAGCAAAGGUGUGAGGAGGUGUAUCCUGGAUAUGGGAAUGGAGGGAGGUUGAGGGUACUUGGAUACCAAUGGAGGGUGCUUCGUUUCAACGAUGUUACUAGACAAAGCACUGCAAAAGUAAUGGCUGCUUAUCGUGAAAACACGCCUGGUGUCGUCUACCUCAUGCAGCAACCCCAUUGCUUGGCUGUUCCAUACUUGAAGAGUAUGGUAUCAGCUGGUUUGACUACAAUAGCCUCGUGUAAUUUUGAUAUUAUGAGUGCUCUGCAGGGAAAGAAAAAUAUGCACAUUUUAUGCAUUGGGAAUGGUGGAGGAAGUUUACCACUGUUUUUGGCAAGUAAAGUCCAAGGUGCCAUUGUCCAUAUAGUUGAAAUCGAUCCCCUUGUUAUUUCAGCCUCAAUUCGUGCUAUGGGGUUCCCGGCUUUCUCACUUGGGACACAAUCAGGUGACCGGGCUGUUGGAAAACCUGAUGUCAUUGAUGAAAUAAUGUGGAAAGGCAUCCAUGAAAGAAUUUACCUUUAUGAAGGAGAUGCUGAGGAAUUUAUUGUUAAUAAUACCAAUCUAUACGAUAUGGUCUUUGUUGAUGCUUAUGAUGGUGAUGAUAUAUUUCCCCACAAGUUAUGGAGCCCAGAUUCACUAUUCCUUAAAGCCCUCAGUAAUCGACUUCAUCCCAAACAUGGCACUGUUGUGGUGAACCUGCAUUCUGACUCUGAUGUUUUGAAUUAUGAUGGAUCUUUUCCAUCUGAGCUUGAGCAAAUUUUACCAAUGGGAAAGUAUGUCUCUCAAGUUUGCCAAGCAUACAAAGAUGUGCUAGUGGGAAAAGGAGGUUCUGGUCUUGCUUUUACUGUUGCAGUUCCGUGGGUCUGUAAUACGUCUCUGAUUGUGUGUAGAGGUUUUGGUAUAGAUAGUAAGUAUUUUCAUCGGGACUUUGUUAUUAACACUCUUAUUUCCAAAUCCCGUGAACUGGAACAUGUUAUGGACUUGCCAUUCUCAUGUUUGGAAUAUAUAAAAAGUGGUUUUAUUCUUGUUGACUAACUUUGUAUCACAAUGUUAAUGGUUGUCAGCAUUCAGCAAAUUCUCAUUCAGUCUCAGUUACUAUGAAUCAUGUUCUUUACUAUUCUCCGUUGUCAGUGGAAAAACAUGUUUCAACUG